UGAAGGCACGGGCGGUCAUAAAGGCACUGGAGUGCAGACGCAGACACUCUCCCUCCUGAUCAGUGUCUGAAGGAGUGCUUGGCUUCGUGUGGACCGCCAGGCUGCAGGUCUCUUCCCCACAGAUCCACUGACUGCAAAGUGGAGAGGUGAAACGGAGCAAUGAUGUUGGCGCACAGUCUCGCUCCAUCGACUGACGUACCCCAAACCACCGAUUAUUACCCAGACUACAAUUACACCGAUAACGGCUCCGUGGUGUUCCUGGAGGAGGACGAGCAGCAGUUCAGCAGCACCUUCUCAGGGGUCUGCCUCAUCAUCAUCUUCGCGCUCAGCCUGGUGGGCAACGGCUUCCUGCUCUGGGCCCUGCUGGUGCGGGAGGACCUGACGAAGCCCACCACGCUCUUCCUCCUGCAGCUGGCGGUGUCGGACCUGCUGCUGACGCUGUCCUUCCCGUUCUGGGCCGUGUACUUCCUGCACGACUGGGUGUUCGGGCCGGCGGCCUGUCACCUCCUGGUCUUCGUCUUCUUCCUGGGCUUCUACAGCUACAUGCUGUUCCUGGUGGCGGUGACGGUGGACCGAUAUGUGUCCGUGGUGCACGCCGUGCGGGUCCUGCGCCGCCGCCCCAGCUGGUGCGUCUGGCUCAGCAGCGCCGCCCUGUGGCUGGUGUGCGUCGCUGCAAGCAUCCCCGAGGCGGUGCACACGCAGACCGUGGAGUUUGUGGACGGGACGCUGUGUGUGCAGGCCGACCGACACCUCCACCUGCAGCUGCUGGGGUACGCCGUGCACAUCGGCCUGUUCUUCCUCCUGCCCGUCGUCCUCAUCCUGUUCUGCUACGCCCGCAUCUGGGCCACGGUGCUGCGGUGCCGGUCGGCGAGGCGCUACCAGGCCGUGUGGCUGAUAUUCGCCGUGGUGGCGGUGUUCGUGGCCUGCUGGACGCCCUACAACGUGGUGCUGGUGCUCGGGGCCCUGCAGGACCUGGGAGUCUCGGCCCUCGUAACCCCCGCGGCCAAGCAGAAGAUGGUGCACGCCUACUACGUGUGCCACACCCUGGCCUGCUGCCACUGCUUCCUCAACCCCGCCCUGCACAUCUUCUGCAGCAGCCGGUUCCGCGGCUACCUCUCCGCCUUUUGCCGCGGCAACUGGGGGAGGAGCCAGACUUACGACUCCCAAAACGGCGCCCGGCGAAGCACCGUCUCCCACCAGACAACCGUGUGACUGGAGAAGUAUUUUCAUUUGCCAUUUAGAGCCGCAGUAAAGAGGAAGAUGAGUUGGAGACGCGCUGAAAUGAUUGCAAGACAAGGACUUUCACUUCUCCGGAACCUGCGUGGUAGAAAAGCCAGGGCAGAAUUUUUUUUUUUUUUCUGUUUUUCCAUUUUGCUAUUUUCUCAUAAAGAGCCACUUGCAUGCAUGCAUGUUUUAUACAUUAUUGAUUAAUACAGCCAGGGUAUUUCUGAAAGACAAGCCUGGUGCCUCCAUAGAGCUUAUUCCAUGUCAAGGUGGGACAAUUAUAUUAUUCUUCUGUUGCCUAUAUUCACUGAAAGGUCUCUUUCUGGGGAUGUGGCCCGUUUGGUUCACACCUGGUAAUGGCGGCCUGUAGCGUAGCGGUUAAGGUAAAUGACUGGGACACGCAAGGUCGGUGGCUCUAAUCCCGGUGUGGCCACAAUAAGAUCCGCACAGCCAUUGGGCCCUUGAGCAAGGCCCUUAACCCUGCACUGCUCCAGGGGAGGAUUGUCUCCUGCUUGUCUCCUGCUUGAUUUGUUGCACAAAUCAACAUUGCCUGGAACUAUCUUUAUUAUUUAGGGGGGGAAAAUAAGUAUAUUAUUAGUUUAAAGUGGCUAGCGUAACUCGGUGGACGAGCUUGUAAAUCCCGCAUGUAUGAAUGUUUGUAUAGCUACUCUUUUUCUUCUGCACUCACACUCAGAAAAUAUCUAUCGAAUGCAAAGAUCUGUAACUCGCAAAUAUUGUCAAUUCAACAGUCUUGAAGCGCAAGAUAGCCUUUAUUCCAAUGUGAUUGUUAACAGAGUAGCCUUUCUCUUUGAGCAAACGUCAUAGCAAAGAAGUGUGUUUACUGGGUAGUGAAUAAAACAUAUUUUUGUACUAUUUUAAAAA
Molecule: messenger RNA, 2106 nt
Organism: Conger conger (European conger)
Lineage: Eukaryota; Metazoa; Chordata; Actinopteri; Anguilliformes; Congridae
Product: C-C chemokine receptor type 4-like
Exons: 2
Coding region: 160-1212 (350 amino acids)
Biological process (GO): immune response; G protein-coupled receptor signaling pathway; chemotaxis
Cellular component (GO): membrane
Molecular function (GO): chemokine receptor activity
Source: RefSeq, a predicted model, not a curated record